Molecule: messenger RNA, 3759 nt
Organism: Nicotiana tabacum (common tobacco)
Lineage: Eukaryota; Viridiplantae; Streptophyta; Magnoliopsida; Solanales; Solanaceae
Product: putative alpha,alpha-trehalose-phosphate synthase [UDP-forming] 7
Biological process (GO): trehalose biosynthetic process
Cellular component (GO): cytosol
Molecular function (GO): trehalose-phosphatase activity
Source: RefSeq, a predicted model, not a curated record
AGCUACAGAAAAUGGACAUCCUCAGCUGCUGAUUUUAAUUUUUAAAAAACACCCAUUUUACAUAUGCAUUGCACGUUUUUUUAUGUAGGUCUGGGUCAAGCAAAGAAUCUUAAUUUUUCUUGCAAGAUCAGCUACAACAACUCUUAAUUUGUAUAUAAAUUUUUUAUAUUUUUAUUUCUCUGAAGAACUUUCUUUCUACGCAUUUGGAGAUCACCCUUUUCAAAUAGAGAACAAAUGGAUAGAUCAAACCCUAAAUUCCACCCCCUUCAGCUCUAAAGAUCGAGUCUUUACUGAAAAGGAUCCAAGAUUGUCUGCUUAUUGAAUCUCUGAGAAAAUUGAAAUUCCCCAAUUAGAGGAAAAAAAGAUUCGUUGUCAAGAUGAUGUCCAGAUCAUAUACCAAUCUUUUGGAUUUGGCAUCUGGGAAUUUUCCUGUAAUGGGAAGAGAGAGGGAGCGGCCGCGGAUGAUGCCACGUGUAAUGACAGUGCCUGGGAGUAUAUGUGAGCUGGAUGAUGACCUGGCUCAUAGUGUUUCUUCUGAUAACUUAUCUUCACUUGCUGGUGAUCGGAUGAUUAUUGUGGCGAAUCUGUUGCCACUGAAAGCAAAAAGGAGACCGGAUAAUAAAGGCUGGAGCUUUAGUUGGAAUGAGGACUCAUUGCUUUUGAGACUUAAGGAUGGUUUACCUGAAGAUAUGGAAGUCUUAUUUGUUGGGUCUUUAUCCAUUGAUGUUGAUCCAAUUGAACAGGAUGACAUUUCUAGCUAUCUUUUAGAUAAAUUUAGAUGCGUGCCAACAUUUCUUCCCCCUAAUAUUUUGGAGAAAUAUUAUGAGGGUUUCUGCAAGAGGCAUUUGUGGCCGCUUUUUCACUACAUGUUGCCAUUUUCACCUGAUCACGGAGGUCGCUUUGAUCGGUCUAUGUGGGAGGCUUAUGUUUCUGCCAACAAGAUGUUUUCGCAGAAAGUAGUUGAGGUUCUUAAUCCCGAGGAUGAUUUUGUUUGGGUUCACGAUUAUCAUUUGAUGGUAUUGCCCACUUUCUUGAGGAGGCGGUUCAAUCGAUUGAGAAUUGGGUUUUUCCUUCACAGUCCAUUUCCUUCAUCUGAGAUUUACAGGACGCUUCCUGUUAGAGAGGAAAUACUUAAAGCUCUGCUAUGUUCUGACCUUGUUGGAUUCCAUACUUUUGACUACGCUCGACAUUUCCUUUCUUGUUGCAGUCGAAUGUUAGGUUUAGAGUAUCAAUCUAAGAGAGGUUAUAUAGGCUUAGAAUACUUUGGAAGGACAGUAGGUAUCAAGAUUAUGCCCGUAGGGAUACAUAUGGGUCAUAUUGAGUCUAUGAAGAAAAUUGCAUAUAAAGAGGUAAAGUUUAAGGAGCUAAAACAGCAAUUUGAAGGAAAAACUGUUCUGCUUGGAGUUGAUGACUUGGACAUCUUCAAAGGUAUCAACUUAAAGCUUCUAGCUAUGGAGCAUAUGCUCAAACAGCAUCCCAAGUGGCAAGGGCAGGCUGUACUCGUCCAGAUUGCCAAUCCUAUGCGGGGUAAAGGAAUAGAUUUAGAGGAAAUACAGGCUGAGAUACAGGAAAGCUGCAAUAGAAUUAAUAAACAAUUUGGCAAGUCUGGGUAUGAACCUAUAGUUUAUAUUGAUAAGCCUGUGUCAAGUAGCGAACGAAUGGCUUAUUAUAGUCUUGCUGAAUGUGUUGUUGUCACAGCUGUUAGGGAUGGGAUGAACCUGACUCCAUAUGAAUACAUCGUCUGUCGACACGGUGUAUCUGGUUCAGAAACAGAUUCAGGUGUAGGUGGACCCGACAAGAGCAUGCUAGUUGUGUCAGAAUUUAUUGGGUGUUCACCUUCCUUAAGUGGGGCAAUCCGCAUUAAUCCAUGGAAUGUUGAAGCAACUGCCGAGGCAAUGAAUGAGGCUGUAUCAAUGGCUGAACAAGAGAAACAGCUACGGCAUGAGAAGCAUUACCGUUUUGUCAGCACUCACGAUGUUGCUUAUUGGUCGAGAAGUUUCUUGCAAGAUAUGGAGAGAACUUGUGCUGAUCACUUUAGGAAAAGAUGCUAUGGUAUUGGUUUGGGCUUUGGGUUUAGAGUUGUUGCCCUAGAUCCCAACUUCAGGAAGCUGUCAAUUGAUGAUAUUGUGAAUGCUUAUAUUAAGUCUAAGAGCAGGGCCAUAUUCCUGGACUAUGAUGGAACUGUGAUGCCUCAGAAUUCUAUCAUCAAGUCUCCAAGUUCUGAAGUUAUCUCCAUCCUAAAUAGAAUUUGUGGUGAUCAAAACAAUACAGUCUUCAUUGUUAGUGGAAGAGGGAGGGAAAGCCUAAGCAAGUGGUUUUCUCCUUGUAGGAAACUGGGACUUGCAGCAGAACAUGGCUACUUUUUGAGAUGGGCUGAAGAUAAGGAUUGGGAAGUAUGCAGUCAGAGCUCUGAUUUUGGUUGGAUGCAUCUUGCUGAACCCGUGAUGCAAUCCUACACAGACUCUACAGAUGGUUCUUGCAUAGAAAGAAAGGAAAGUGCUAUAGUGUGGCAGUAUCGUGAUGCGGAUUCUGGAUUUGGGUUUUCUCAGGCAAAGGAGAUGCUUGAUCAUCUAGAGAGUGUUUUAGCAAAUGAACCGGUUGCUGUGAAAAGUGGUCAGUUCAUUGUGGAAGUGAAGCCCCAGGGUGUUACCAAAGGUUUAGUUGCAGAAAAAAUCUUUACAUCUUUAGCAGAGAAAGGAAAACAGGCGGAUUUUGUGCUUUGCAUUGGUGAUGAUAGAUCUGAUGAAGAUAUGUUUGAAAUCAUCGGCGAUGCUUUGUCCAGAAAUAUUAUUUCAUAUGAUACCAAGGUAUUUGCUUGCACAGUUGGACAAAAACCUAGCAAAGCUAAGUAUUACUUGGAUGACACAUCAGAGGUGGUGCUAAUGCUCGACUCCCUUGCUGAAGCCACUGAUACUCCAGUGACUUCCGAUGAAGAACCUGAGAGCUCCGCGUGAAUGUAGCUACGCAGUUGCUUGGUUACCUUCUCUGCUGAAUGUAUAUUCCAGGUCUGGAGAUCAGUUUGUCCAUUUGAUAGUUUAGGUUUUGAGGUUUAAGAAAAAUGGAAUCUCAAAUUCUGCUCAAUCAUUCUUUCCUUUCUGUUUUUUUCUAUUCUUUUAUCACAAUCCUGGAUGUAAUAUAUUUUAUGAGAAGGGGAGAAAUACAGAAGAUGAAUGCAGAUUCUUAAGGGAAAGAAAUUGUGCAGUGCUGGAGGGCAUUGAGCAUUUAUGCAGAAUCGGAGAAUCAUAAGAAGAGAGGGGCUGAGCCAAAAAUGUCAGACAUGGUUUCUGUAAGAUCGACAAGGGCAGAGAAUUUAUUAGGAUAGACAAAAGUUUGUGUCAUUCUUGAAAUAUGCUGAAACUAAAUGAAGUUCUUGCAGUUCGGGCUGCUUACGCUAAUUGUGGUGGCAAAGCUUUAACCGAAGACUGCUUCUGGCUGCUUGACAGUUGAAUUGGUUAGUAUAUGAGGUUUUCUUCUUUCUUAUAAGUUGGUCGUAUGUUGGACCUAGUUUAGAUUAUAGCAUUGUGUCUGUGGACAUGGAAUCUGUAGCUGGGUAAUAAGCAUCAAGAAUGUGAUUUGAGGCAAUGGUUUCAGCAGUUUUAUAAUUGUACAGUCUAAGAAUAGGAUGUGAAUUGGGAGAAAUUCUCUUCUUUUUUUCUUUUUAUAUUUGGUCCUAUCAAAAGCAUUGUGGAUAUAAGUUAAUGCAAGAGCAUUUUGUUUUAACGAUUAGAGUUUUCUAAUCAUAAAGCUCUCUACCACCUA